GGAGCCCAACUCUAGUUCCAGCAGUCGCCAUUACUGUCUGAUCGAUACGUUUUCCGACAGGAAAAACGACUCAAAAAAUUUGCGUUUACGAGAUACCUGUUACGUGCAAGUUAAACCAAAAACAAUUAUUUCCAGUGUGUGGAGGCUUGAAUUUAUUCAACUUCAACAGGUACCCCUCACACUAUGUCAACGUCUAAUAUUUUGCUAGUUACAGGAAGGCCAGGUAUCGGUAAAACCACUUUGGUUUCUCAUGUUUUUGAAGAGCUUCUUAAAAAUGGUAUACAGGCAGUUGGCUUUAAGACAGAAGAAGUUCGACAGUUCUAUUCAGGAAAGUCUACUCGUUUUGGAUUUGAUGUAGUUCUAUUCGAUUCAUCUCGAACAUAUCCUAGAGCUUCAUUAGCUCGUCUAAUUAACCAUUCAAGUCAACAAGUACAACGUCAACCUCGUGUUGGUCAGUACCUAGUAAAUAUAUCAUCGUUUGAGAGUUUGGCUAUUCCUUGUUUACAGUCUAUUAUAAACGAUUUGGAAAACGUUUCUUCCAUUAACAAUGUAAGAAAAAAUGAUUUAAUAGUCUGUAUCAUUGACGAGAUUGGUAAAAUGGAGCUAUGCUCAUCAAAGUUCACUUAUCUAAUUGAAAAGUUGAUUUCAUCAAUUUCGAAUUUACCUACAAAUAGUCAACGUGAUAUAAAACAUCCUACAGUUGUUCUUUUGGCUACUGUACCAUCACCGAAAAGACAAGAUGGUACACGUGGUAUUCCGAUGGUCGAUCAUAUCUGUUCAAUGAAGGAGGCUUCGAUAAUAGAGAUUGAUUUAUCAAAUCGUGAUGAGAUAAUUCAAGAAAUAAUGGAAAGAAUAUUAAAAUGUAAAUCUUCAUAGAGUAGUAAUACUUUAUGUUUUGUGAUUGGUUCACAAGGAUUUCAUGAAUGAAGAAGCUUCGUCCCCACAAUAUUCUUAACAGAAUCUAAUAAACAUAUAUCCGUUUUGUUGUUUUACUAUUUUCGUCAGUAUGGUUGAUGUUCUGGUUAUCAUUUUUUCAUGUGAAAUAUAACGGUGAUAAUGCAGGUUAGUAUUUUUGUUUACAUUGCUGUCACCAUCUAAUAACAAUCAUUUUGUGUUUACUGAUGACGAACAUAGAGAAAUAAUUCUUGAAGUUCUUAUGAGGAGUUGUAAACAGUGGAGUUUAACUGUGUUGUAUGUAAGACAGCAUGUCACUAAUUUCAAUGAAUGAUGCUCAGAAAAUAUUAUGAGUUGAUUGAAGUUAGAAAUUGUUGGGGACGAUAGAUCCCCAAUGGUUAUCCCAUCAAAGUCUGUCUGUUAUAUGAAAAUUCAGACUUAAUAUGCUCAUUAAUGUGUCUUAUUGACCUGGUCGUUACUGAAGGUUUAAUUCGUGUUUAUUUUAGGUCUGAAUAGAUUAGGAUAUGAAACAUGAAAAAAAGUAGUUAACUGCAUUUUGACG
Messenger RNA from Schistosoma guineensis, 1456 nucleotides. Lineage: Eukaryota; Metazoa; Platyhelminthes; Trematoda; Strigeidida; Schistosomatidae. The record is from the annotation of a GenBank genome assembly.